GUUCCUCAUCGCUCUGGUCGAGUGCCGCGGCUUCGUCAGCUUCCCCUACAUCAACAUCUAUGGAAGUAGAUGAAGAAGUAGACCAACAUCGACAUGAUCGUGGUGGACAACCUCCUUCAAGAAUACGCGACCGAGUUCGAGACUUCAAGAAAAAUAGGAGUAUGAAUACGAUGUCGACUUCUGAUUUUGGCGAAUCAGUAGAAUUGUCUUCGUCAAGAACAUUAUCAUUAGUCCAAAGGAUGGAGGCUCUUCAGAUACGUGCAGACGGUGAAGACACGACCUCAAAGACGCACGAAAUGAAAGGUCGCGAUACUGAUGAAAAUAUUCAGGAGGACACCACAAGAACAACAGAAGCUGAAACAGGAG
Messenger RNA from Amoebophrya sp. A120, 366 nucleotides. The record is from the annotation of a GenBank genome assembly. NCBI's taxonomy places the organism in Eukaryota, Dinophyceae, Syndiniales, Amoebophryaceae.